AUAGGCGGCCUAGACCGUUGCCUAGGGCGCCAUCUGGUGAGGGGGCGCCAAAUGGCAGUCUCCCUCUCAGUCUUUCUUUCCUUUUUUUUAAAUUUUUUUUUAUUCACUUUCUUAAUGCACCAUUAUGUUUACUCUCAGUCUCUCAACCUAUAAAUAACUACAAAUUUUGUGAAACUUAAAAUAAAACUCGUUUUCACUAAUCAUGACUCACAACUCUCGCGAGUUGUGAGUCACGCAUGCAUCCUUUUCCAUCUGAUCUGCGGCGCCGCCGCCGGGGCGGCGCCCCGCGCUACUACAGCAUGCUGUUGAGUUUACAAGGUGAGUGAGUGGGGGAUGGGCAGCGCAUCCCAUCAGUUUAUUGAUGAGAUGGUCGUCGUCGUAGCGCUGUCAUUUUUGUAAACAUAAAACUUUUAUCAUGAAAAGGCUGUCCAAGCCUUCGGGUGCUGCUUUCAGAAAGCGAAGAAGAGAAGAGGAGGAGAAACGGGCUCAAAGUCGAGAUGCUCUGAGAAAAUAUCUACAGCCACGACAGGGGCCAACUGUAGAAGCUGCUGCAGAAGAGGCAGCAAGCUCGGUCUCACAGUUACCUUCUCCUGUGGCUGUUAGUGACAGUGACAGUGAACAUUCAUCUCAAGCAUUAAGCAGAAGCACAGCAGUGAUUGAGACACAACUUCAAAAUGUUGAUGCUGGAGCAGUCAGUGAAGCACCAAGCAGCAGCACUGUAAUUCUUCAGACACCACCUCAAACGGUUGAACCAGAAGGACCCAGCACCAGCAGUCUCAAUACAAUCCGCCAGCCUACAGGCGCUCCAUCAACAUCAACAGAUGUAUGUGAGCCCAUCUCAGCAGCCCCCAUUGAUCCCGCUGAUUGGCCACCCAACUUGUCUGAUUCAGAGAGGACUGAAUUGGUUAGUCGAGGACCACCUGUAAUAAGGUCAGACUUCUCGUUCCCCAAAAAACAGGAUGGAAGAAGUUGCCAUCACCGCCAUUUCUUCAGACUGUUGACCAAUGGGGAAAAAAUCAAAAGGUCAUGGCUCAUGUAUUCAAAAAAGAAAGAUAGUUUGUACUGUUUCUGCUGCAAGCUCUUCUCACAGAAGACUUUUAAACUUAGCAAGGAUGGCACUGAUGACUGGAAAAACUGUGGUGACAUACUUAAAACACAUGAAAACAGUAAAGAACACACAAAUAACAUGGGAAGCUGGAGAGAACUUGAAAGUCGUUCAAAAAAGGGUCAAACAAUUGACAAUAUUGAGAUGGCCAUAAUACAUGCUGAAAGGAGGAGAUGGCGGGAAGUUCUCACCAGACUUGUGGCAAUUAUUAAGUCACUGGCAGAGAGAAAUAUUGCACUCAGGGGUUCCACAGACCAACUUAAUCAGCCAAACAAUGGAAAUUUCCUUAAGGAAGUGGAGUUAAUGGCUCAGUUUGAUCCUGUGCUGAAAGAGCACAUUAUUAAGAUUGAAGGAGGAGCCAGUCACACAACCUACCUGGGGAAGACCAUUCAAAAUGAACUGAUUGACUGCCUUAGUGAAAGGAUUUUGCAUGCCAUUGUAAAGGAAAUCAAUGAGUCCAAAUAUUACGCAAUCAUUUUAGACUGCACACCUGAUGUGAGCCAUGUGGAGCAAUUAUCAGUUAUAAUUCGCAUUGUCUCUGUUGAAGGCACUCCACAGAUUAAAGAACAUUUUCUGGGGUUUCUAGAGGCAGAGGAAACAACAGGAGAAGGCCUCUCAGCCCUCUCAGUCAAAAAGUGGAUUUUGCAUGAUAUAGCUCCUAUUGUUAUGAUUAUGUUAACAAAUUAAAGCAGGUCUUUAGUGUAGACACCUCUGCUGAAUCUCUGCGCAGAGAUUUAUGGGAAAGUGUAUUGGAUUCGAAGGGGGGGGGGGGCGCCGUAUUACUAUUUUGCCUAGGGUGCCUGUGAACCUAGGGCCGGC
Molecule: messenger RNA, 1924 nt
Organism: Acanthochromis polyacanthus (spiny chromis)
Lineage: Eukaryota; Metazoa; Chordata; Actinopteri; Pomacentridae
Exons: 5
Coding region: 416-1792 (458 amino acids)
Source: RefSeq, a predicted model, not a curated record